Messenger RNA from Misgurnus anguillicaudatus (oriental weatherfish), 1472 nucleotides. It is a transcript of the gene esm1, whose product is annotated as endothelial cell-specific molecule 1. The record is from RefSeq and is a predicted model, not a curated record. NCBI's taxonomy places the organism in Eukaryota, Metazoa, Chordata, Actinopteri, Cypriniformes, Cobitidae. Gene Ontology annotation, cellular component: extracellular region.
AACAAACAACUCCAGAAUUGAAAUGACAUCAUUAUGCACGAAUUUCAAUUCCUGGAUGGCAGCACAGCUCUAAUUCCACUUCCACGCCGGAUCUCUAAAACAAGAAAGAGGGGGAGACUGGCAAAUAGACAACAACACCGGAUUGAGGAAAUUGACGAUGGCAUUCAAUGUGCAAAACAAACUUGUUUAAAGCUGACAGCAAUGCAGCCCGGCCUGCCUAAUUCCCAAUCACAUCUAAGAAGAGCGCAGCUCCUCCCCGGUGCGCAACAGAUCAGGAUCGCACACAGUGUGUUCAGUAUCGAAUUAAGUCAUGCAUUUAUACGCAAUUACAGUGUUUGUCUUCUUGAUGCUCAGAGAUGCUGACGCUUGGGGUCUGGCUGGUAAAUACGCAGUGAACUGUCCGGAGAAAUGUAACGCGGCCAUGUGCGGCUCGACGCAGCGCUGCAGGCGCACGGUGUUGGAUGACUGCGGAUGCUGCCAGGUCUGCGCCGCGGGACGGGGAGAACACUGUUACCGAACCGUGUCCGGGAUGCACGGAGUCAAGUGCGGACCGGGGCUCUUCUGUGACUUCUACAAAGAUGAGGAUGAUUAUGGAGAUGAAUAUGGCAUCUGUAAAGACUGCAUGUAUGGAACGUACGGUAUCGAAUGCAGAAAAACAUGCAACUGUAAAGCAGGUGGACUCUGUGACAGAGAAACUGGAGCUUGUUUGUCUUUUAAAUUUUUGGCUAAAAUGGCCAAAGUUAAAUCCCAGGCAAGCGAAGGUAAUGAGCUGGGCUCAGGUGACUCCAGAUCAGAUACCAACAGCGACAGAUCAUCCGCUCGUAAUUUCCUCACCCCUCGCUGACAGCAAUUCACUAAUCUUCAUUUAAACAGUGUACAUGUAGCAAAAUAAAUUAAAGGACCAAACUGAUAUAUUUUAAUAUGUUUUAAAUAGCAGAAGAUGAUGAUUAUAUUGUUUUAUUUGGUAUAUCUUACAGAUAUAUUUUAAAGACAUGUUAUGUCUUCAAUCCAAAGCGUUUCCAGCAUGCAUUGUGAUGCAGAUGUACUCUCAUACACAUGCACACCGGUUUCUUAGACUAGUCUUACAGGAUAGUCAUCCAAUAUUUUUCUUCAUAAGUUAUAACUUUUUAGGUAAAUUGGUCUAAUUUGAAUCUGAAAAAUCACUGCUAGUUUGAUACUUCAUGACUAUAUUACAAAUCAACAUUUAACAGUAUUUAUAUAAUCAUAUUUAAUGACAAAAACAUUUAUGUAUGAGGCUCAAAGCAAAGGAUGAACAUUAGGGUCACUGUUUCACUGAUAUGACAUCACACAUUUGACCACAUGGCUCUGUAUCAUUUGUAUCAAGGAGAUGAUUUUAAGUUAUGUACUGUAUAUUUUAAUCUGUGUUGUAUUAUGAGGUGAUGUUUUGAUGGACAUAAUAUUAAUUCUUAUUUCUGUUUAUAUGAUAUUUAAAUUAAAGAGAUAUCAUUCUA